Messenger RNA from Rhopalosiphum padi (bird cherry-oat aphid), 3046 nucleotides. Its product is annotated as cytochrome P450 6B1-like. The transcript is spliced from 5 exons. The coding region runs from base 632 to 2062 and encodes 476 amino acids. Lineage: Eukaryota; Metazoa; Arthropoda; Insecta; Hemiptera; Aphididae. The record is from RefSeq and is a predicted model, not a curated record. Gene Ontology annotation, molecular function: iron ion binding; oxidoreductase activity, acting on paired donors, with incorporation or reduction of molecular oxygen; monooxygenase activity.
AUAUCAUGUAUAUAUCUUUCUACGAAUGACUCUGACAACAUCAGACGAAUGGUCGGGAAUAGACGAGACGGCGUUAUCCACCAGUCGUCGUCUUCGCAUCACGGGGAUAAUACAACCUACAACCAACCUAUAACCGUCGUGGAAUAACGUAACGCGUAGCUGCUCAUAAUAAUAUAUACGUAAUACGCAUAAUAUGUAAUAACUGCGAUACGGUGCACUAUUUAUGUCGUAUUUAUUCAAUAGGAUUUAUAAACGAUCGCAAUAUCGUACGCGACUGCUUGUAUUAUAACUGUCCACGUUCGUCCGGGAAGGGGCUCGUCCGAUCCGCAAUCGACCACUUUCUCCGGCGGCCGGAAAGUUUUUUUUUUUCAGAACUCCAUCGACCGCGCUUUGAACACGGUCGUAUAUCAUAGUGGUAUACGGGCAGUUUAGCGGUCAAGUACUACGGCGGCGCGAUUAUAAUAUUAAUAUAUUUUUUCAAAUAUAUUAUAAUCGGCUAUAAUAACAUAAUACACCGAUAAUCCUACACGCGUAUCCUCAGUCGGCCGAGUCUUCCGACGGAAUUGCACCACGUUUGCACAGGCCGUCCAGAACUCACUAUACAUAACACUUGGUCGUACCGAUAACCGUCAUGGGAGCGUACGUGACGUGGACUUUGGAGGUAUUGGCGUUUGCGACUUUCGUCGUGAUCGCGGUGUUUAUGCCGUACGCUCGUCGAAAACGUGACUAUUGGACGAGUCGUGGGGUGCUGGCAGCGGCGGGUUAUCGGUCGUUGGCCAACACGCUGCCGGGAGUCCGUCUGCACGACAGGUCGCUGUCACGUCACCGAGACGACGCCAAAGCCAAGGGCGCCGCCGCGCUCGGGCUCUUCGACGGCGGUCGGCCGGUCGUACUGGCGUGCGAUUUCCGCGUGGCCGCGGCCGCGCUUGGCAACGACGGAUUUGCCGAGGCGAAAACCACACGUGACGGCGAGACGAGUCUCGUACCGUCCGCGGUGGACGCGGGCGCGGUGACCGCCGUGCUGCCGACCAUGGCCGUGUGCGUGGCCGAGCUCAUAACGUCGCUGGAAGCCGUGGCCAACCGUCGGUUGACCAUUUCGCCGUGGACGGAGGUGAAAAAUUGUGCGAUGACGGUGGUGGCCACGUGCGUGUACGGGCAACCGAUGGUCGACUCGCGAAUCAAAGCGUUCGCGGAACAGUGCAAAAAGGCGUUGUCGGGUGGUGGCGGUCGGCCGGCGGUCACCGACUACUUCGCGUCGUACGAUUUGUCGUCGGACGGACGAACGUCGUCUACCGAUUUCAAGCAGAUUUUCAUGGCAGCCGCCGCGAACAGUGACAAAAUCGAUGCAGAUGUUGCCGACAAACAAGUGAGAUUAGACAUGUUCGAGUUCGUGACAGGCACUAUAGAACAGACGGCGGCACUAGUAACGGGUGUACUGUAUGAGUUAGCCCACAACCAAAAUAUCCAAAACAAUCUCAGAGAGCACUUGGAUAGCGAGCUGGACGAACAUCAGCAACAGGUCACAAUCGACCAAUUGGAUCGGUUACCGUACUUGGAAAACGUGUUAAAAGAAACAUUGCGGAAGUAUCCACUGGCGGCCGUUGUGCGCCGUGUGGCCACAAAACCGUACGUUGUGCCCGAAACAAGUGGCCGUGGCACCAUCGAACCGGGCUCGCUAAUCAUAGUACCGGUGCAUGCGUUGCACCACGACGCAGAACACUUUCCCGAACCGGAAGAGUUCCAGCCGCACCGGUUUCCCGGGCAACUGUCUUCGGCGUACAUGCCACAUGGAAGCGGACCGCAGUCCUAUAUCGGUAAACAUUUUGUGGAACUGGAAGCCAAGCUCAUCAUCGCCACGCUAGUGUCCCGGUACGAAGUGCACUUGGAAAGGGACAAACCUGGAAUUUCACCAGACUCGUUGAACCCGAGAUCGUUCGCGGGCGUACGCGUGACAGUGGCAAACCGGAGCGGUGUUCGGGAGCCAAAGAUGUACACUUCUCUGCGUCAGUUACAUAAUAGCAACGACGAAAAUGCUAGUGGCCGGAAAUUCCUGUUCUUCUAACCGCGUUGCCGCUGGGACGAGACAAGCGGUUCGGUAUAAUAUCGACUGGUAAAAAGCCAAAACAGGAUUUAAGCGAUGGUUUUACCUUUUCUUUGGGAGAGCAAAAUCAAAAAUGUGUAUAUUAUUAUAUUCUUAAUAUUAGUCUUUGGUUUUCGUAGAAGAUCUAGAAAUGAGUAUGUUGUUAUAAUGUAUUGAUAAAUUUAAUAGCAUUUAUUUGAAAAAAUGGCCUUGUUUAUAAUAUAUUAUAGGUUUGAUAAAUAUUAUAAUAAUUUUAAAAAUAUCAAAUUCAUCACUGUAUUGAAAACAAUACUAAAAUCAUAAGUAUCUAACGAAUGUUUUCAAGAUUAUACUCUAUAUUUUAUAUGUUCGUUCAGCAAAUUUAAUAUCUACAAAAGUACAAACAAUUAAAAGAAAAGGGAUAACACAUAUUCGAUCGUUGCAUCUGUAUUCAAGUUUAAAAUAUUCGAUAAGAAAAUAAUAAUAAUAGUCAGAGCCAUGUAUUUUACGAAUAUCCUCACACAUAUGUUUCAUAAGAGCCGUACACCCCCUCUCCUCACUCAAAUAAAAAACACCCUAUAAGUAUCUUUUUUUUCGUAUCCUGUGAGAAAAUGCCAUUUGUCACAAAAUUAGAGAUUAAAUAUCUCUUACUAAAUGAUUACUAAAAAAAGAACAUUAGUGCUUACACGAUAAAAUUCUUGAACUGUUGGUUAUAUUGUAGUAUAAUUAAUAUACCUCAUGUCGCUUAUUCCUUUUUACCUUUUACCAGUCGAAUUAUUAUCAUGUGUGCAAAGUGGACUACUAUUAUAUAAAUUUAAUUUAACAAUAAAAUUAUCAACCAUAGACUUUUUUUUAUAUUUUUUAAGCUUACGCCAUGUAAUAUUUAUACGACAUAAUUCGAUUAUGAUGUUAUUCGAAAAAAAAACAAUAAUAAAUUGUUCUACUAUUGACGAAUUUCGAUGGAAAUAUAUUUUUAUUUAUAGUGAA